GAAAGUAGUAUAUUUGUAUUGUUUUAAAAAUUAAAAUAGGCCCAAAUGGUUUUACAAUUUCAGUGCUAUCACCGUUUUCACGCUUCAGCGCUGCACCCAAUCCGGCGAUCCCCGUCGUCCUGACCGUCGCCGCUUCGUUCGCGGAGUUGCAGUUGUGUGAUUUAGAAGCAUCUCGAAAUUGCGAUCGGAAAGCACAUCUAUCUCAUCAUCUUCGGGGUUUCUUCUCUUUGGAAACGGAGAGUGUGAGAGAGCGAUCCCGAGCAGCGGCGAUUGCCGGUACAAUGAGCUCUGGCGGUUUCCGGUACACGUGAGCAGCGACGAACAUUGCCACGCACUCGGAACCAUCGAAGAAGGUCACGCGACAAUUUCCCACGGAAUUUUUUGUCAUCUCAUCCAAGGCCCCUGAAUCCUCUGGACCGGCCCUAGUGAGAGGGCAAACUCUUAGUCCAAAUCCCAUCCGAACCCCCGCUGGAAAACCGCCAGCCCACCGCCGCCUCUGCGUCAAUCUACCUGUAGAGAAGCACAUGGGUUCACCUGAGGCCAAUACAACGGAGGACAUCUUUGAUUCAUCUCUGAACCUUGAGGAGAUCCAUUACAAAGAAGGCCAUUCUGAUGGCUAUGCCGAAGGCCUGUCCUCCGGCGUGGAGGAAGGCCGCCAGGUUGGCCUGAAAACCGGGUUCGAAACCGGCUUAGAACUGGGCUUCUACAGAGGCUGCAUUGAUGUCUGGAGCUCUGCGAUCCGGCUGGACCCGGCGUGUUUCUCGGCUCGCGUGCAGAAGAAUGUCAAACAGAUGGAUGAAUUGCUCAGGAAGUACCCUUUAUUGGAUCCUGAAAACGAAUCAGUUUCAGAUGUGAUGGAGUCUUUGCGGAUCAAGUUCCGGGCUAUCUGUGCCACUCUCAAGGUGAAGUUGGAGCUCGACGGUUGUGGUCCCAGGGCUUCAGAUCCUCGGGAAACUGGAUUUUGAUGGGGGGUAUGUUUCGUUAUUAAAGCAUGAUACACUAUAGAGAAUGCACAUUGUUACUUUGGAUGCUUUUGUAGUUAUUAAUUGCUUGUUUAAUCAAACAAUAGUUUGUGGUUUUGCUGUUUAUUUUCAAGAAGAUUGGUUCUUGAUUGUUGUGGCAGGCCGUAGGCCUUGUUUUGGAACAGUGCCUUCGAUUAGCGUUAGCGUUUUGGAUAAAAUUUUGAUGGUGUA
This is a messenger RNA of Cuscuta campestris, 1193 nucleotides long. Lineage: Eukaryota; Viridiplantae; Streptophyta; Magnoliopsida; Solanales; Convolvulaceae. The record is from the annotation of a GenBank genome assembly.